Messenger RNA from Xenopus laevis (African clawed frog), 1336 nucleotides. It is a transcript of the gene naa50.S, whose product is annotated as N(alpha)-acetyltransferase 50, NatE catalytic subunit S homeolog. Lineage: Eukaryota; Metazoa; Chordata; Amphibia; Anura; Pipidae. Gene Ontology annotation, biological process: mitotic sister chromatid cohesion; chromatin remodeling. The transcript has 5 exons. Gene Ontology annotation, cellular component: cytoplasm; NatA complex; nucleus. Bases 486 to 995 code for a protein of 169 amino acids. Gene Ontology annotation, molecular function: protein N-terminal-methionine acetyltransferase activity; acyltransferase activity, transferring groups other than amino-acyl groups. The record is from RefSeq and is a predicted model, not a curated record.
CCCGAGUUGAUUGGCCGCCGUUGAUCACGGGGCACGUCUAUUGAAUUGGAUUACGUCAGCGCUCUCCUCGCAGCUCGCGAGGACGGAAGAUCUUCCAGCGAGGCAGUGAUUGGCAGCCGUGAAGCGUGUUCCGUCACUGACUUGUGUGAUCUGAUUUGCUUCUUUUUGGGGGGUGGCGCAUGCGCUGUAGAGUUUCCCGUCUGGGAAGCAUUCGCGCCAUUCCACGGAGGGAGCAGGCGCGUGCGCGUAGGAGAGUCACGUGGUGCAGGUAGGUGGUAGGCGGACUGCGUGAGGCACCGAAGUCUUCUCAGGAAAGGGCUUAGCGCUCCCCAGGCUGGCGGCUUCUCCGAAACCCCCCGACAACGCGACUACUCCUGCCCCCGCCCCGGACUGCCCCUUUCUCUACUUGUCAAAGCACAGAGACGCCUGCCACGGUCAUACAGCGAGGGAGUCCUGCGUCCCCGGGACUAGCGCCCCCUGCAGAGAUGAAAGGCCGGAUUGAGUUGGGCGAUGUGACUCCACAUAACAUAAAGCAGUUGAAGCGGCUGAACCAGGUCAUCUUCCCAGUCAGCUACAAUGACAAAUUCUACAAGGAUGUGCUGGAAGUCGGGGAGCUUGCCAAACUGGCAUAUUUCAACGACAUUGCAGUGGGUGCAGUAUGCUGUAGAGUGGAUCACUCUCAGAAUCAGAAACGGCUAUAUAUCAUGACACUUGGGUGCCUGGCCCCAUACCGCAGGCUUGGAAUAGGAACAAAAAUGCUGAACCAUGUUUUAAAUAUUUGUGAAAAAGAUGGCACCUUUGACAACAUUUAUCUCCAUGUUCAGAUCAGCAAUGAAUCCGCCAUAGAUUUUUACAGAAAGUUUGGAUUUGAGAUUAUUGAAACCAAGAAGAAUUAUUACAAGAGGAUAGAGCCGGCCGACGCUCACGUGUUGCAGAAGAAUCUAAAGAUCUCCUCUCCGGGGCAGAAUGCAGAUGUGCAAAAGAGUGAAAACUGAAUGGAAAAGCAACAAACACUUUUCUUGCACUUGCUCGUCGCCAAAUACGAAAAGGGACCCAUUGGGUUUUAUUCUAAAUGUACACAUCUAAUAUACCUUUUUCUUUUCUCCACUUUAAAAUGAGGGAAAAAAAUGCUUCUUCCAAGAGUUGUACAAUCUCUCACACACAAACAAAUAUUUCAGUUGGUUGAACUCUGAAAAUGUCCCUGGGACAGAGAUCAGUUCUGCAGGGAAAUGUGAAUUUCUUUGGCUUUACAAUUUGAACCCCCCCCCCCUUUUGUCUGGGAGAGUGAACGGCUUCUGCCUGGAAUAGUCUUUAAAUAAAAUCUCUUUUCUUUUUA